AUGACACAAUCAUCGAAAGAUUUGGGCGAAUCACUCAGCAUCGGUCAUAGAACGACCUCGACUGGUAACAUCAAAUCUGGGGCAAACUUCAAUCAAUACAAUGUUGAGUCGAUACUGCCAUUCCCAACUCUAGAACAUCGAAAAGGUGGUGUCAUUCAUAUAAAACCACCCCAAGCAACUAAUGCCACUAGCCACGUGAAUACCACUUCCUCAAAAGAUACAACAUCUGGUCCAAUUACCAGGAAACGAUCUGAUUCCAAAUCGCAAGUUGUCAACUAUCCAAUGAACAUAAAGACUACACGAGAUAGCUUGGAGACAAACUCAUAUAUCUAUUCAUCAGCUCCAUCAUCUAAUCCAUCCGCCAGUUCCCAACCUCGAAAAAGGGCCCAAAUGCAGUACUAUGUAACACUAAUACCUUUGAAUGACACAUUUGUUGAAAAACAUUUACCUGUCGCUAUAUUUCCAGAAACCACAAAGCUAGGUCGACCCACAGGAACAAAGCACAAACCAGACAUGUCCAAUGGGUAUUUUGACUCGCGAGUGUUGUCUCGUAACCAUGCUCAAAUUUAUAUAGACCCGACAACGGGGAGGCUAAUGUUACAAGAUUUGGGAUCAUCAAAUGGAACAUAUCUCAAUGAUUCUAGGCUUGGCAAUGAACCAACUGAGGUUAAGAUUGGAGACAUAGUUUGUCUUGGUUUCAACGUUCAGGCUGAAUCAACACAUAAGCAAAUCAGUCUCCGGAUCGACAACAUCAAUGUGAUUGCCAACACUAAAUCGGAUCUGAAAUUCGCAAGCAAGUCACAGCUAGACACCCCAGAGUUCAAACACUUGUCAUUCAUAGAGGACAUCUAUCGCAAAAUUAAUGAUGAUGGGAUACGAAGCAAGCAAUGCCUGUCCGAUAGUUUUGAUAGUGCACUUUAUGGAGAUAUAAAUCCAACUCUAGAAGACGAUUUGUUAGGCUUGUAUUCGUCAACAAAUUCAGGCAUAUACAACAACUCUCAAAUCACAAACACAGGGGCACUUGAGAGUAUGGUUAAUACGUUGAUGUCAAACUUCACCAAAGUCAAACAACAAGCUUCUGCUUUAAGCUCAUUGCGAACUUUCUUGCUCAACUAUCAAAAAGAAUUAGACAGCUUAAAUGAGACAUAUUUAGAAAACCAAUAUAAGCUAAAAGUACAAGGAGUCAAGGAUGAAUUGGAAUCAGAAAGGAUAAAGACAAAAAAAUUAGACGAACAACUAGUGAAAGCGAGGGCAGAGUAUGCUACAAAAUUGGAGAUCAUUAGUAAAGAUUUGAAGUCAAAAGAUCAUGAGGAAUCACGUUUACGAAAAAGAGUGCAAUCAUUGGAAGAGCAAGCUCAGAAAUUGGAAUCAGAAGCUUCAUCUGCAGCAGCAGUUAUAAGUAAUCUCAAACAAGAGCGGGAUAACUUGCAAUUGUUGCUCAAUGAACGACAGCCAAGCCUGACCAAAGUGUUGAAAGAUACUUCUACUUCUACUGCCGAUGACGACAUACUUGAAAGUGGGCACGAUCUAAUUUCCGACGCUAUAAAUGGAUUCAUAAUGGAUUUGUCGCGCACUCCUUCAGUUAGGGAUAGUGCCAAAUCCUUAGACUCCAGAAAUGGUACCUCACUCAAGGACGCUAUAGAGCUAACCCCACCACUGUCUGAUCACGAAGGAAGCUCCGAUGAGCUAGAUUUGCAUACAAGUGCGACUAAUAGUCGCCGCCCCUCAAGAGAUUUACCCAUUGAAAAUCUUUCAUCGUCGUCGGUGAUUACGACAAACUACAUACCUAAUGAUGUUGAACCGUUUCCAAAAGUUGAAGACUUCCCAUCACUGGCGUCCUCAAGCUCAAUCCUGUUGAACAGAGAAAUGCAACCAUCUACAAAGUAUCAUGAUAAACUUUCAUUCAUUAAACUAUCUGGCGAAAACAAAACCGUAGUGCUGAAUCUAGCAAUAGCCACUUCGGUGCUACUAGUUGGUGUUUACUUAUAUCGUCUAUUGAAUUAG
Molecule: messenger RNA, 2004 nt
Organism: Lodderomyces margitis
Lineage: Eukaryota; Fungi; Ascomycota; Pichiomycetes; Serinales; Debaryomycetaceae
Exons: 1
Coding region: 1-2004 (667 amino acids)
Cellular component (GO): cytoplasm
Molecular function (GO): protein binding
Source: RefSeq, a predicted model, not a curated record